Diachasma alloeum is the source of this 2392-nucleotide messenger RNA. RefSeq lists its product as uncharacterized. Gene Ontology annotation, molecular function: nucleoside:sodium symporter activity. Bases 287 to 2134 code for a protein of 615 amino acids. Gene Ontology annotation, cellular component: membrane. The transcript has 13 exons. Lineage: Eukaryota; Metazoa; Arthropoda; Insecta; Hymenoptera; Braconidae. Gene Ontology annotation, biological process: nucleoside transmembrane transport. The record is from RefSeq and is a predicted model, not a curated record.
GAAACGCUCGGCUCAUCCUCAUCAGUAUCCGUCGAGCGUUGUGCACGUGAACUCGUCACUGAUUUAACAUUCGAGAGAACGGGAUGCCUUUGCACGGCAUAAAAUCAUUGUUGCUGGAACUAUUUUCUCGAUAUCAAUUCAUUAUUUUCACCUGAUUAUUGUCACAACGGAAUUCAUUGUUAUCGCGUGAAAUUGUGGUUUGCCAACGUGUCACCAUUGGUAACAGUUCGUUUUCGCAUUUUUAUUGUGAAUGUUUAGAUAAUAAGAGUGUCUGGAAAUAAGGAAAAUGGCUGGUGUUUCAGUAUUUGAUGAGGUGGAACGAAAAAUAAGCAAACACAGUUUGCGAAUAUCCCUGGACCUCUCAAAGGAGAACGAUGCAGAUUCAUCGAAUGGCAUGAAAAAAUUCGUGGGAAGUGUCGAUGACAUGAAAGACGAUAAUGAAUCAAUUAUCUCGACCUCCUGCUUCGCAAACGGAAAAUCCUCCAUGAACUCCUGGUUUUCCAAGCAUCGUAGAGCUAUAAAAGCAUUGAAAUACGUCAUUCUGCACGCAAUCAUCCUAGUUUACGCCGUUUUCGCCAGUUUAUACUGGACGAAUCACAACUCCAACUGUGAGCUCGAGUGGUGCAAUGGAUAUGGCAUGCUUCUGAUCCUGCUCGGAAUUGUUUAUUUUAGUCUUCUGUAUUAUUACGUUAUCAAGAGGUAUCUCAGCGAUGGUAUUAAGACAGUAUUCUCUCCGAUUUCUUCCUGCAUUCAAUCCAUUCGUGGAAGAAGUUGCCUCUCCCGUUCUUUAAAAACAAGCUUCUAUAUUGCACUCUUCAUUGCUCUAGUGAUCUUCUUAAUUUACGAUACAAUUGACUCGAGAGAUCGCCUGAUAAGUUGCAUUGGCUUUGCCACAAUUCUUCUCUUUGGCUUCGUAUUCUCGAAACAUCCGACACAGAUUAAUUGGAGACCUGUCAUAUGGGGCAUAAUCCUCCAAUUUUUAUUCGGCUUGAUAACAAUUCGAUGGGAAAUUGGUAGACAAAUUUUCGAAUGCCUAUCGAAUAAAGUCGCUAAAUUUCUUGAUUACGCCAAGGACGGGGCGUCUUUUGUAUUCUCAAAUACGCUUGUUAAUAACGGAGUCUUCGCUUUUUCUGUACUUCCUGUGAUAUUUUUCUUCAGUUUUAUGAUCCAAAUACUUUACUAUUGGGGCGCUAUGCAAUGGGUCAUUACGAAACUGGGCUGGGCGUUGCAUUCAAUCAUGGGUACGACAGUUUGUGAAUCCUUGAAUUCAGCUGCCAAUACGUUCCUGGGAAUGACAGAAUCCCCGUUACUGAUAAAGCCCUAUAUUUCGAAACUCACGACGUCUGAAAUUCACGCAAUCAUGUGCUCCGGAUUUGCAACUGUUUCAGGAACGGUUUUGGCAGCUUAUAUUAGUUUUGGGGCACAACCGUCGCACCUCAUAACAGCCUCUGUAAUGUCAGCACCUGCAGCUCUAUGUUAUGCAAAAUUAUUUUACCCGGAGACCGAAAAGAGUCAGACGACUUUCAAGAAUAUUCCACUGCAAAAAUCUGAGGACACAAGUGUGAUGGAUGCCGCGACGAAAGGCGCACUAGCCGGAAUUCCUCUAGUACUUGGAAUUGUCGCAAAUAUUGUGGCAUUUGUUUCCUUCAUUUCUUUCCUCAAUGGAAUUCUAUCGUGGAUUGGAGGUCUUGUUGGUUUUCCUGCUUUAACAUUUGAGUACCUCUUAUCCAAAGCAUUCAUGCCCUUGAGUUGGAUAAUGGGUGUGCCCUGGGACCAGUGUGAAGAUGUUGGCACCCUGAUAGGUCUGAAGACAGUAGUUAACGAAUUCGUAGCCUAUCAGAAACUCGGAGAAUUCAAAGCCCAGGGUAGACUCACCCCGCGGGUCGAAGGAAUCGCCACAUUCGCAAUCUGCGGAUUUUCCAAUCCUGGAUCGAUUGGAAUAAUGAUGGGGGGAUUGGGAUCAAUGGCGCCGGACAAACGGGAGCAAAUUGCGUCUGUCGCCAUAAGAGCCUUCAUCGCUGGCUCCGCUGUUUGCUUCUUGACUGCCUCCAUUGCUGGAAUGCUCAUGAAUGAGGAUUUCUACGCUCAAACCGUCGUUAAUGGGACAACACUGAGUCCGGUGACAAAAAGUUGAUAAAUAUUCUGAAAAUAUUUUCAAACAGUAUUCCCGAUGAACAUCGCUCAUUUCUGUAAUUUCAAUUGUACUUAAUCCUUCGUCCAGUACUUCAUUUUCUAACAGAAGAAAGUACACAUUUUAAAAACAUCACGUAGACAUAUGGAAAAAUCAAAAUCUAUUGAUUUUUUUCUCUCAAAUGUAAAAAAAAAAAAAUCUUGAAAAGGUAAAUAAAUUCGCAUGCUCUGUGAAAUUUUUUCACACUCAAGAAAAAACAAA